Messenger RNA from Corylus avellana, 2820 nucleotides. Its product is annotated as Peptidase C78, ubiquitin fold modifier-specific peptidase 1/ 2. NCBI's taxonomy places the organism in Eukaryota, Viridiplantae, Streptophyta, Magnoliopsida, Fagales, Betulaceae. The record is from RefSeq and is a predicted model, not a curated record. Gene Ontology annotation, molecular function: ubiquitin-like protein peptidase activity.
ACAGUAAUUAGAACGCGAAUCUAUGGCGGACGCAUUCUAGAUUACUAGAUUAGAUUAUUUUCUGCUUCUUUGUGGUGAAGUUUUCUCAGCCGAUCCGAAGUAGAAGCAUUAUCAAAACAAUAGACAGUGUAUUAUGAGUUCAUCGAUCGUUGCUCCGUGCCCCUUUUGUCAUCUGACUGUUCCGUUAGCAGAUCUCGAGAGGUAUUUCUUUCUCUCUCUCAAAGACGCUCACAAUUAUUUGAAUGCGCUUCGCACACCUACAAGAAUAAUAUUAAUCUUUCUAGUGGUUCACUGGAGAAUCUUUUACUUUCUACGACACAAUCGCAGGCAUGCCAACAGUCACUUUGAAUGUGAAGAUGAAUAUGAGCAGCAACAUGAACUCGCUAGGGACAGGGAUUUGGCCCAACAGAUUUCUCUUGCCCCUUAUUCUCCUUGUUCUUCUUCUUCUUCUUCAAGUCAACCUCUCUUUAAAAAUGUAGUGCUUGUUGACAUGCCGUUUGAACCCAGGUGUAAUCAUGCGACUAAGCGUUAUGGAGAAUCAAAGAUUGACGAAAAUAUCUCUUGCUUAAUUGGUUUACAGAUUAGGAGCACUUUUGACAAAGUUGAAGCUGGUUUGAUGACUUUGUUGAAAAAAUGUUUGGAAAUAGAAGCUGGACAUUCAACAAGUAUAUUAUCAGGUUAUGUCGAUCAUUUCCAGAGCACUGAAUGUGAGGACAUUGGGUGGGGUUGUGGGUGGCGUAACAUUCAAAUGCUUACCUCUCACUUGCUUACGCAGAGACAAGAAGCAAGAGAGGUUUUGUUUGGUGGUUCAGGAUUCGUUCCCGAUAUCGCCUCACUCCAGAGAUGGCUUGAGAUUGCUUGGGAAAGGGGUUUUGAUGCACUUGGCUCUGAUCAUUUCAAUCACAAAAUUUAUGGUUCAACAAAUUGGAUUGGAACUACUGAGUGUGCUGCUGUCUUCCGUUCUUUUGGGCUUCAGGCAAGGAUAGUGGAUUUUGGUCCAAAGGAACUUGAAUCACUUUAUCUUUCUGGUCCUGAUUCAAGUCUAGGGGCACAUGUAUUAAAAAUAAAUGACAGAGGCAAGAGGAAGGCAUUUCAGGUUUAUGGACCAAUGGAUAAGUAUAUUCUGCGAAGUAAUCAAGAUGUUCACCUAUCAGGUCCUAGAGGGCAUGGAAAGUCUAUAUAUUCUAGUAUCUCGCAUGGUAACACUUUAGGAGGUGGAAGUGGUGAUUGUAUUAUGAAUAAAGGUACUAGGAAAGACAAGGGUCAUCAAGUCCUUAUCGAUUGGGUGUGGAAUUAUUUUUCUGAUAAAAGCUUAAGCAAAUCUGGCUACCCUAGUGUUAUUGUCAGCGAGAAAUCGCCCUUGUAUUUCCAACAUGAUGGACAUUCAAGAACAAUUGUUGGGAUUCAAGUCAAACAUCAACAGAAUGGGAUGCAACAAUACAGUCUCUUAAUUUUUGAUCCUGCUCAUAGAACAACAGUUAUAGAACGAGCCCUAAAAGAAAGUGAUGGGUGGCAAAAGCUUAUAAAAAGAGGGGUUCACACGCUGAGGAAGCCACAAUACCAGUUGUGUUAUAUUGAUACUGGAAUUGCCCAAGGGGAGGAGAUGGAACUGCUUAAGAGAAUAGACAGCACCUUUCUUGCAUUUUAGAGGAACGUUCAAGAAGUGUGGUUAUCUUAGAUUAAGUGACUGCAACGCGCUCACUACAGUUCUUUCGGACUCAGCAUCAAGGGCACUUGUUGCUUCAUCUAGGAGCAAAAUUACAGGCCUCUUUAGUAGAGUUCUUGCAAUGGUUAUUCUUUGCUUUUGUCCACCUGAAAGUUGGCAGCCUUUCUCUCCAACAGUUGUAUCAUAUCCAUUAGGCAAAUUACUUAUAAAUUCAUGUAUGUUUGCUUCCACUGAUACCUCCACAAUUUCAGUUUCAGAAGCCGCAUCAUUUCCAUAGCUGAUAUCGUCUCUAAUUGAGGAGCUAAAAAGAAGUUGUUGCACCAAUCCUAUUUGUGUCCUCAGCCUUCUCAGAUUGUACUCCCUUAUGUCUUUCCAAUCAAUAAGAAUCUUUCCUUCCCUUGGAUCAUAAAAUCUUAGCAAAAGGGCCAAAACAGAGGAUUUUCCUGCUCCACUUGGCCCAACGAGAGCUACCUUUGAUCCAGCUUCAAUUUGUAAACUGAAGUUGUUGAGAACAGUCACUGCUGGUCUUAAUGGGUAGUUAAAUUUGACGUUUUGAAAUUCAAUUAUUCCCUUGAUCCUCUCAAGACAUGAAUCUUCCGGUGUAUCUGGUUCAAUUUCAGUUUUCCGGUCGAGGGUAUAGAAUGCAGGAGUUAGUAUCCUGAUGGCAGAGAUGAUGGUGGGGAUCAAUGUCCAUAACUCAGUGAUUGAAGGUACUGUGAGAGAGAAAAUCUGGUAUGCUCUUAUGCGGUUUUCAAAGGUGGCUUGCUUUUUAUCAACCAAAAUUGUUGUGUACCACAAAGCGACAGCAUGUGCAAUGUUCCAUAAACAAAGGGAGAAGCCUUGAAUGAUUCCGUACUUAAUACUCUCUCUCCUGCUCUUCCUCUUUGGGAUUUCAAGAAAUAUUCUGGCUUUCCUGAUUAUGUGCUCUUCAUGACAAAAGGAUACUAUGGUUCUUAUGUUGGUUGCAGAUUCAGAAGUUAGGCUGAUAAGUUCAUAAUGUGCAGCAGCUGAAUCACCUGAAAAUCCUUUAGCUGACUUGGCUUGAAUCAGGCCACCGAUGAAGUGGCAGGGCAUCACAGCCCAAGCUACCAAGCCCAUUCUCCAGUUUACAACCAUGCUGACGAAUGUUGCAAUCAAUAUGGAGGAGAUGCAUU